Plasmodium fragile is the source of this 798-nucleotide messenger RNA. RefSeq lists its product as uncharacterized. The transcript has a single exon. NCBI's taxonomy places the organism in Eukaryota, Apicomplexa, Aconoidasida, Haemosporida, Plasmodiidae. The record is from RefSeq and is a predicted model, not a curated record. Bases 1 to 798 code for a protein of 265 amino acids.
AUGCGCACCCAUCCCCACGUACCCGCGCUGCUGCUGCACCCCCCAGAAGCACACGAGGGGCCUGUAGCAGAUCGCGCUGGAGUAGAAGGCGAAGAGACGACAAGGGUGAAGCCCAAGAGCGACCCCCCAAGUAACACCAAGCUGACCCCACCGUGCAACUACGCCGGCAAAGCAACCCCACCAAAAGGCACCAUCCAAACGACAACUGCUAAAAUGAAAAAGGACAAAACAAAAGAAGAACUAAAAGAAAAUUACGAAAAUUAUAUCAACUUCAAUGAAAAUGCGAAGAAAUGGUUUUACAGUAAAAUUGAAAAAAAUAAAAUGAUGCACAUACAAGAAAAAUACGACUCCUUCCUCAACUCAUAUGAAAACAAAAAGAAACAUGUCACAGAAAAAUAUAACGUAAAAAAAUACUUAACCAUAAUUCAUAAUUUGCUGCUUUUAUGCUUUAUCACAUUUGACAUUUUUUCUUUAUUCCUCAAACUGUGCGUAAAAAAUGUGAAGCACUUUUUAAACAACCCUUUCUUGUACAUAUACAAUACGAAAAUGGUAAUAGAAAAAAAUGUGUCGAACGGACUCAAGUUGAUCAAGGCAUAUAAGAACGUCCUGUGUGCCGCUGUAUCAUUUUUGUUACGAGAGAAGAAGAAAAUCGCCAAGGAAAUACAAAACGUCUUUGUCUUCCUCUUCCAACUUUUGAACUUUUACCUUUUUAAGUCUCUCGAGGCCACGUACCAGUAUUUCUACUUCAGGUACUGCGACAUUUUCAGGGCCACCAAGUUUUUUAAGGUCUUCACGUGA